Porites lobata is the source of this 3189-nucleotide messenger RNA. Lineage: Eukaryota; Metazoa; Cnidaria; Anthozoa; Scleractinia; Poritidae. The record is from the annotation of a GenBank genome assembly.
AUUCUUCUUCUUUGUGGAUUGGCAUUAUCAGAUCUGGCUGUUGGCGCAAUUGUACAACCUUUCUUUGUCGCAAACGAGUUGGUAGAUUUGUACGUCCGAUCUCAGGGAUUUCAAGAUACAUUUCGCCGUUCUUACAACACAGUUGCUUUCUGUUUGUGUGGAGUGUCGCUAUGUACUAUUGCUUGUGUUAGCAUUGAUAGACUCAUCGCUAUUCAAACACCCUUACGAUACUCAAGCAUUGUUACGACGCACAGAAUAAGCCGCACAUUAGUAGCAAUUUGGACAAUUUGCUUAUUUGUGGCAAGUUCGCAGUUCUGGGAAGAAAGACUACUAACUGUUGCAGUUGCGAUAGUGGUAUGCAUUUCUUUGAGUGUCUCCACUAUUUCUCAUGUUAGAAUGUAUAAAAUCGUUCGUCGCCAUCGAAUCGAGAUUGAUCUCCAGCAGCAAACAGUCGAAAACAAUGUCUCUACAAUUAGCCUUCAUAAAUCUGCAUUUAACGCUUUCAUAGUUUUUACAGUACUUUUUGUCUGUUAUUUUCCCUACAUGGUUGUGUACGUUGUGUCUUCCGUUUCUGACAUGGAAAAUGUAACUGUCGCAAGAUCGUUGUCUUCAACAGUGGUGUUUGCUAACUCCGCCUUGAACCCAAUCGUGUAUUGUUGGCGGCUACGCGAGAUAAGACAAGCCGUUCUCCGACUUUUGAGGAACUAUGUAAAGUGAUUUAAAGGCUCUUUGUAUUAACAACAAUAACUACGAAAACUAGUGCUUGUUAGCACUUAAUUAAACGGCACCAAGUCAAAAAUAGGGGCAUUCUAGAAACGAUUAAACAACAGCAUUUUAAGCCCAAGAAAUAGCUGAAAAAAAAAAAAAAAAAACAAGAGAACAGGUGCGCAAAAUGUCGUUUGGACAUCUGAUUCUUCUUAAGAUAUUCAAGGGAAGAACCGCAAGCGUAAUAUAAGUAUAUUGAGGUUAUAUUUGGCCUUCCUCGUUUUGUUCCUUUUUGGUAUCUGUAUGUCAUAAGGCAUCCUCGGAGACUCAGGUGCAGUUAGUCGGGUCGAUAAAAUGUUCGUGGUGAAAGUUUACUGGAAGAUCGAGACGAGCCCCGGCUCGUCUUGAUUCACCACGAACAUUUUAUCGACCCGACUAACUGCCCCUGGGUCUCCGAGGAUGGCCAUAAGGAGGAUCGAAAGAAAAUGACCAGGGAACAAAGAGAGACAAUAACAUCCCCACCCCCCCGCCCGGUUCACAUCACCCCGCAUCAUAUUUUCUGCGGUUCUAACUUGCUAUAACGGACAGGUGUUACCAAACGUGUCUUCUAACAACAGCUCUCUGAAUGCACUAUCCUUGGAAGAACAGAAAAUUUGGAUUUUUCUUGUUUGAGGACAAUUCUAAAAAGAACAUCAGAUUUUAUGGAGCGUGAUUUUAGUCUUUCUAGCGUACACGCGGUAUUAAUACUACACCCCUCUUUAUGCGCGUUAUAUAUGCCGUUCCAGAAAGUCUACUAGAAAGACUAAUCUUGGGUGUUCCUAGUUUUAGCCAAAAUAACAGAUGAAUCGAAGUUGCUUGCCCAUACUACUCUCUCAGCUGCUUCCUUGGACAGUCUUUGCCUAGUUCCCAGGUCAUUAUUCCGCACUGCCUAUGCGUUUCAGGUCACGUGGUCCGAGCGAAUUUGUGAAAUUAUUUGACCGAGAAAGCCUGGAAAGACGCCUUCCAGGCGAGUACUGUCCGAGAAUCAUAAAAAAUUCAGUUGUUUAUUUAACACUGGAAGUGGAUUCAAAAGUUAGGGCGACAGCUGUCUUCUUCGUUUUCUACUGAAUGUUUUAAAAAGCUUUUUAUCUGGAAACAGUAGAACGUUCUCCAGUUCAUAAAAAACCACGCAAGCGCAUUGAGACAAACUGUCAAACCAAUCACAUCAUCCGGAAGAGGUAAAAGAGACAAAUUACUCACAGAACUUGAAGCAUAAGAAACUGUGUUAAAGUUUGACUUACCCAGAACAAUUUUAAAGAGAAGCUAUGAAAGAUGAUGUUGAACGAGUUAUUCUGUUAACAAAUGUUGCCGUGAACAUCCCUCUGGCUUUGACCUCUGUCAUUGGGAAUUCUAUGGUUCUACACGCAAUACGGAAAACGCCAUCUCUUCGAUCGCCACUAACUUUUCUUAUCUGUGGAUUGGCUUUAUCAGAUCUCGCUGUUGGUACACUUGUACAACCUUUCUUUAUAGCAGAUAUUUUGUACUCGUACUAUCCAGGAAAAAGUUCAACAACAAAACAGGUAACAGAGCUUGGAGCAAAAAGAACUGUUGAAAAGCUUGACUCAACCAUAAGAAUAAUUUCAAAGUGAGACUAUGAGGGAUGAUAUUGAACAAGUCGUUCUGUUAACAAAUGUUGCUGUUAAUGUUCCUCUUGCUUUAGCUUCUGUAAGUGGGAACUGUUUGGUGCUACGUGCAGUAAGAAAAAUGCCAUCUCUUCGCUCGCCGUUCACUUUUCUUCUUUGUGGAUUGGCAUUAUCAGAUCUGGCUGUUGGCGCUAUUGUACAACCUUUCUUUGUCGCAAACGAGUUGGUAGAUUUGUACGUCCGAUCUCAGGGAUUUCAAGAUACAUUUCGCCGUUCUUACAACACAGUUGCUUUCUGUUUGUGUGGAGUGUCGCUAUGUACUAUUGCUUGUGUUAGCAUUGAUAGACUCAUCGCUAUUCAAACACCCUUACGAUACUCAAGCAUUGUUACGACGCACAGAAUAAGCCGCACAUUAGUAGCAAUUUGGACAAUUUGCUUAUUUGUGGCAAGUUCGCAGUUAUGGGAAGAAAGACUACUAACUGUUGCAGUUGCGAUAGUGAUAUGCAUUUCUUUGAGUGUCUCCACUAUUUCUCAUGUUAGAAUGUACAAAAUCGUUCGUCGCCAUCGAAUCGAGAUUGAUCUCCAGCAGCAAACAGUCGAAAACAAUGUCUCUAUAAUUAGCCUUCAUAAAUCUGCAUUUAACGCUUUCAUAGUUUUUACAGUGCUUUUUGUCUGUUACUUUCCCUACAUGGUUGUGUACGUUGUGUCUUCCGUUUCUGACAUGGACAAUGUGACUGUCGCAACAUCGUUGUCUUCAACAGUGGUGUUUGCUAACUCCGCCUUGAACCCAAUCGUGUAUUGUUGGCGGCUACGCGAGAUAAGACAAGCCGUUCUCCGACUUUUGAGGAACUAUGUAAAGUGA